AUGGAGCAUGCCAUGGAGCCGGAGAUGGUUCUGAUUCGGCUUCCUGAGGGGGAAUUGUAUGAGAAAUUAGUACGGAUCGCCGAUCGCUUUUCCCAAAAUCCUGAUGCCUCAGUGUUGAAGAGAAAAGCCCCGCCGACUGUCUUUAAAUUUGGUAUCACGAUUGGAGAUGAUUCUCUGUUGAAGGCCCAGCGCAAGGUCAAGGGCACUGCGGCCCAAGACUUGUGCAUGCAAAUGAUCCAGGCCCUGGAUGAACAUGAGGUCUUGGGACAUUCUCGGCGCAUUCUCCGGCCUCGCAGAAAGCUCAGCCGACCAGGUCAGUCGACUGCAAAUACCCACGAUAAUGAGAUGACAUCAGAUGAAGAAUCUAUCCCCAACCGACGAGAUCGCCGCGUGAGGGGACGCAACUCUUCGGCUGAUAAGAAAGCAUAA
Messenger RNA from Penicillium nucicola, 429 nucleotides. RefSeq lists its product as uncharacterized. Bases 1 to 429 code for a protein of 142 amino acids. Lineage: Eukaryota; Fungi; Ascomycota; Eurotiomycetes; Eurotiales; Aspergillaceae. The transcript has a single exon. The record is from RefSeq and is a predicted model, not a curated record.